AUGGGGAGAUCCAAUCAGCACAAAGAGGGAUGUGUGAACAUUGUUGAACUAUCCCAGGAUAAUUGCUUGGAGGGCACUUCAGCGAGGACAAGACCUUUUAGUUUUGAUGAGAUAUUGCUUAGAAGAAAAAGCAAGGAAGAGAUUGCUGGGAAAGUUAAAGAUGAUCCAGGGGGAGUGGAUAGUGCAUUAGGAAAAAAGAAAAUUGAGAAGGCUUCUGAAAAUCUAGAAUUGGGUAGGCACAGACAUGAGGAUGCUGUAUCCAGUGGCUUGAGACAUGCUUUAAAUGAUUCCCAAAAGAUAAGUUCUCGAAAAAGGGAGAUUAAAGAAGAGAACUUAGUCAUGGAUAAAGAUAAGGAAACCCCGAAAUCAAAGGCUAAAAUGGUAAAAAAUAUAAGCAGCAAAAUUGAGAGAAGUUCUCAUGGAAAAAGAAAAAAGGAUGGUUGGUCAAUUGGUGAUUCUGAAAAUGAAUCUGGUAAGAUGCGAUCAAGAAAUUCGGUCAGGAAGGACAGAUCAGCUGAAAGAAUUGAAGGAAGAUCUGAAAAAGAUAGAGAGCGUGAACGUCAAAUUAAUAUUGAGGAUAGACAGGUUCACUUCAAUAGGAAACAUGACUAUCGUUUGACCCAUGAUUCUGAGAAUGAACCUGUGAAAAGACAUGGAAGAGGCAUGGUGGGACCUGAUAUAUAUACUGACAGAAGUAGAGGAAAAUCUGAAACUGAAAGCAAAAGGAAACACCAUAAUGAAGAUGAAGAUAAACUUAGAGACACUGGAAGAGAACAUCAUCUGGAAAGAAAAUACAAGGAUGCAACACGAAUCCAUCAUGAAGAAUCAAGACCGAAAAGGAGACGGUCUAGGAGUGUAGAGCGUGAUAUAGGAAGAGGCAGAAGGUCUCCUUCACAUUCACCUAAGACACAUAAGCUUACAUCUAAAGAUACUCGGGAAAAAGGAGAAUUAUCUUUACAUUCAUCACGAGACAGAUCAGGAAGAUCACGGAGUAGGGAUCGUGACAAAGACAAAGGCAAAAGGUCUCCUUCACGUUCACCUAAGACAUACAAGCAUACAUCGAAAGAUACUCUGGAUCAAGGAGAACCAGCUUUACAUUUAUCGCGAGACAGAUCAGGAAGAUCAAGGAGUAGGGAUCGUGACAAAGACAGAGGUAAAAGGUCUCCCUCAAGUUCACCUAAGACACAUAAGCAUACAGCUAAAGAUAUUCGAGAACAAGAAGCAUCACUACAUUCAUCAAGAGACAGAUCAGGAAGAUCACAAUCUGAUGCUGACAGGAAGAGGAUAUUAAGUAAUGGUUCCAGUAGUCACUACGGGCAACAUGCUGGAUCUUCCAGUGGGCUUGGUGGUUAUUCUCCUAGAAAGAGGAAAACUGAUACUGCUGCUAAAACUCCUUCUCCUACUCGUCGCUCUCCAGAGAGGAGAACUGCUGGGUGGGAUCUCCCACCUGUUGGAAAAGAAAGCAACAAUUACCUUUUCUCUGAUCCCCAGUCUUCAGGCCAAAUAGUAUCAUCGAACAAAACCGAGUUGCCUAUUGUUACUCCAGUGGCUCCAAAUGUGGUGAAGCCGGAUAGUGUUUAUUUCCAUGCUUCACAGAUGCAUGUCGUUGAAUCCAUUCAACUGACUCAAGCAACCCGACCUAUGAGAAGGCUCUAUGUAGAAAACUUGUCUGCUUCAGCCUCUGAGAAAGCUUUAAUGGAAUGUGUUAAUAACUUCCUGCUAUCUUCAGGUGUCAACCACAUCCAAGGAACCCAUCCUUGUAUCAGCUGUAUAAUACACAAGGAGAAGGGCCAAGCUCUUUUGGAAUUUUUAACUCCUGAGGAUGCAUCAGCUGCUCUCUCUUUUGAUGGAAAAUUCUUUGCCGGGAGUGUUCUUAAACUCAGACGCCCCAAAGACUACAGUGAAGUAACUACUGAUGCUUCUGAGAAAUCAGUUGGUGCAGUUGAUUCAAUUAGUGAUAUCGUAGAAGAUUCACCCCACAAGAUCUUUAUUGGUGGAAUUUCGAAACUUAUUUCUUCUGAAAUGCUUUUGGAGAUUGCUGGAGUCUUUGGACCUGUGAAAGCGUACCACUUUGAGUCUAUUGUUGAUCUUGAUGAACAAUGUGCAUUUAUUGAGUAUGUUGACCAUUCAGUUACUCCCAAGGCAUGUUCCGGACUUAAUGGUAUGAGUUUGGGUGGAAAAAUUGUAACUGCAGUUCAAGCAACUCCAGAUCCCUUGAUAUUGGAAACUGUUGGAAAACCACCAUUUUAUGGAAUCCCCGAGCAUGCGAAGCCACUGCUUGAGAAGCCCACAAAAGUUCUGAAGCUGAAAAAUGUGGGGCUUUUGUCAUUGUCGGAAUCAGAACAGGAAGAAAUAUUGGAGGAUAUAAGGCUAGAGUGCGCCAGAUUUGGCACUGUUAAAUCUGUCAACAUUGUGAAGCCCACCAACUCUUUCACUACAACUGAAGCAUCUGAUGAAGUAAUGAACUCAAAACCUACAAUAGAUCAUGAUCACGCGGAAUUUGAUAUGAAGAGCAAUAUUAGAGAAGUACUUGUAGAAAGUAGAAGUAAUGAAUUAUCUGAGCUUAACAGAUCAGAUCCUACGAGCUUUCCUCAAGAUUCUGAAGACACAGUUCAAGCUGUUGAAGGUAACAAAGAAUAUGAAGAUAAUCCAGGUACGUUGAAUCUGUCAAACAAUUCUGAAGAACCUGAGGACAAAAAUAAAUCUGCGAUGGUGGAUAACGGCCAUUCUGAUGAUAAAUUUACUGGCGAUUCACCUACAAAUGAUCAGGAUAUGGCAGGUCAAGAUCCCCUGUGCGAGAAAAAUUCUAGUGAUUUUACCGGAGAAUGCACUAACCAACAGAACAAUUCUACUGAGAAGUCAAAAAGCAGUGAUAACAUUGCUUAUUUUUUGCCUGCCGGGGUCCUCGAUACGGAAAAUAAGCCAUUUAUUACAGAAGAGUUGAAAUUACAGGAAGAUGUUGUGGAGAUGGGCAGUGCUAUCAAAUUGGACUGCGAUGGGGGGAAAGAGUUGGAUGCUUCUGAGAAAGGUGACAAGGAAACGAUAAUUGAGCUUGAUGAUAUAUUUGAGCCUGGCUCCGUAUUCGUGGAGUAUAAAAGGGCUGAAGCUUCUUGUAUUGCAGCACAUUGUUUACAUGGACGACAAUUUGACGGGCGAGUUGUAACAGUGGGAUAUGUUGCUCAUGAUCUUUAUCAGAUAAGGUUUUGCAAGUGA
This is a messenger RNA of Fraxinus pennsylvanica, 3213 nucleotides long. Lineage: Eukaryota; Viridiplantae; Streptophyta; Magnoliopsida; Lamiales; Oleaceae. The record is from the annotation of a GenBank genome assembly.